This is a messenger RNA of Didymodactylos carnosus, 801 nucleotides long. Lineage: Eukaryota; Metazoa; Rotifera; Eurotatoria; Philodinida; Philodinidae. The record is from the annotation of a GenBank genome assembly.
AUGGAGAUACAUGAACACGCUGAAAACGGGUAUGCAAAAGUUGCCAACGCUUACGAUAGAGGCCGACCGGGUUAUCCUAUUGAAGUGGCCAAUUUCUUAUGCUCACUGCAAACGAAUAUAUUGGACAAGACUGUCCUCGACUUAGGAGCAGGUACAGGAAAGUUUACUAGUUUAUUAUCAACAAUUGGAGCAGAAAAGAUCAUAGCCAUAGAACCAGUUGAAAGUAUGAGAGAUAAAUUAUUCUUAAUUCGUGAUAUUGCAGUGAUGGAAGGUACAGCUGAAAAUAUUCCACUUGAUGACAAUAGCGUUGAUAUUGUCACUUGCGCACAAGCAUUCCAUUGGUUCGAUGGACCAACAGCCCUUAAAGAAAUCAGGCGUGUUUUGAAACCAAAUGGACUACUAUUUCUUGUAUGGAAUGUAAGAAACGAUGAUAAAUAUCCAUGGUUACAGCAAAUGGCUCAUAUAUAUGAGAGGCGAAUGCCAUCAACGGCUUCACCACGAUAUAAACAUAUGGAAUGGAAAAAAUUGUUCGAAAUCGACAAUGGUUUCUCUGCCUUAGAACAUCGACAGUUUUCAAACGAUCAGUGUGGUACAAUGGAUUCACAAAUAGACUGCAUGUUAUCUGUUAGCUAUAUAGCAGUUUUACCAGAUGAAGAACAUAAAAUUAUUGCAGAUAAAAUUCGGGUAUUUCUGCAAAAUGAACCAGAAAUAAAGGAGAAAAGUUUAUUUGUAAUACCGUACUGCACUGACGUUUACUGGUGUACAUCUUUAAAGAAGUCAGAAUCAGAACAUGAACAGUAG